GUCCCGCCCUGAGCAGAGGGCACAAACGGCCAGAGCCGGGCUGCUGCACGCGGUAGAGUCGCGCUGUUCCCUCGCACGAAGUGUCCUCCCAGAAGCUCGCUAUGUCAGCUGCGAAGGUGGGGGGUGUUUUCCACAGAGCCCGGGACAGGACCCUGGACGCGUUUGUCGCAGAAGAGGAAAGGGAAUGGAAAGGCCCGUUCUACUUCAUCCAAGGUGCAGACCCACAGUUCGGACUAAUGAAGGCCUGGUCCACUGGGGACUGUGACCAUGGUGGUGAUGAAUGGGGCCAGGAGAUCCGUCUCACUGAACAGGCUGUUCAGGCCAUCAACAAACUGAAGCCCAGACCCAAAUUCUUUGUUCUGUGUGGUGACCUCAUCCAUGCCAUGCCAGGGACCCCCUGGCGCAAGGAGCAGACUGAGGACCUGCAGCGGGUGCUCAAAGACCUUGACAGUGAGAUCCCGCUGGUCCUUGUCAGUGGCAACCAUGACCUGGGCAACGUCCCCACAGCUGAGACCAUCCAAGAGUUCCAGCAGACAUGGGGAGAUGACUACUUCAGCUUCUGGGUUGGAGGUGUCUUGUUCCUGGUGCUCAACUCUCAGUUCUGGUACGAUGCCUCCCAGUGCCCAGCCCUGAAGCAGGCCCAGGACUGCUGGCUGGACCAGCAGCUGAGCAUCGCAGGACAACGGCAGUGCCGGCAUGCCAUUGUCUUCCAGCACAUCCCGCUGUUCCUGCACAGCAUCGAUGAGGAUGAUGACUACUUCAACCUCACCAGAGCUGUGCGCACAGAGCUGGCAGACAAGCUCACCAGUGCAGGUAUCAAAGCUGUGUUCUCGGGCCACUACCACAGGAACGCUGGAGGCACCUACAAGAACCUGGACAUGGUGGUGUCAUCUGCCAUCGGAUGCCAGUUGGGCAAAGACACCCAUGGGGUCCGAGUUGUGGUGGUCACCACUGAGAAAAUCAUUCAUCGGUACUACAGUUUAGAUGAGCUAAGCAAGAAAGGAUUAGAAGACGAUCUAAUGGAGCUGAUGAAGGAAUGACUGCCCUUGUGAUCUACUCCCCUUUCACCUUCAGUUUUUUUUUUUUUUAUUUUGCCAGAAACAAUAGCAGCACACAAUCAUUUGUUGCAAUGUAAGCGUAGAUCAGGCAGUUGCGUGAAUUUACCUCCUUUUGCAUAAAUCCUAUGCUAAAUUAUAUUCACAAUAGAACUGCCACCCAGAAAGCCUGGAAAUAAUUUUCUAAUUAUUGCGAUAUUAACUAUCUCUGCAUGAAUGUCUGAGAAAAUCCUCCUAAUGGUGUGUCUCUCAACUCUCCUUUCAAAUUAGAUUGUUUCUGGCAGCAUAUGAUCGAUGUCUACCUAUUGACCUCAGUCCCAGCUUGAUAUCUAAGUGUGAUCUUUGCUAAUUCCUGGAAGAAACUGUAUCUGAUUAUAUUAAAUUGUGGUCAUGACUCCCAAAAUGUUAGCAAAACAAAGGUCAUCUUUCCUUUUUAGCAAAAUAAAUAGCACUCUCUCUCUUGCCAGAGCCCUGUAGACUUACUUUAACAAAGAGCCAAAUAGCUACCAUUGGCUGUGAAAUUCUGAAGCGUCAAUUGUAGCUAAUGCUGGGAACAGAAUACACUUGCUACAAGUCAGAACUUGAAUUUGCCUUCCUGACAACUACAAAAGUUACUUUUGUACAAAGCGUGGCUGUUUGUGCAACUCUCAUCCAGAAGACUAAUCAAGGCCCUGAGCUGUGGCGUGGAAAGCCACUGUGCAGCCCAGUUCGUUCAUCUGCAGUUUUCCGGUGCUAUGGACAUUCGACAGCAGGAUUCUCCUCGGGUCAGAAUGCCCCUUCAUUGACCAUCCUCAAAACUUCACCUGCUUCAUUAAAAGAAGGUGGGAACUGAUGCAGACUUCUCAACAAAAACAAAGCAGAAAUUUUGGUGGGCCAAGACAGACCUUCAGCCACACUAACAUGACAGCCCAAGUGGUUAAAUGCACGAGUACCAUGUACCUUGGUGGAACAGCAUGUUAUUUAGAGCUGGCAUCAUUUUUAUAUAAUGACCUUGCUGCAUCUCCUUAACAACUGGCCCUGGCAUGCUUUUAUCCACAUAGGUUGCUUACAUGCCUGCCUGUGAGGAGGGAACUCAGGGAAUGUUGAGCUACAUUCCUAGCCCUUUCAUUUGACAAGGUCUCAGUAAUUACCCAUUAUGGCCUUGGGCUUGCAAUUCUCCUGUCUCAGGUAGCCUGGAUUAGUCUGCAUCACCAUAGCCAGCGGAUCCUUGCAGUCUUUUUCACAAACCAUCCUAGAGCAAGUUCCCCGGUACUCCAAAUUCUGGCAGAAAAGCUUUGCAGCAUUAUGUGGUAGUAUUCACUAAGCCUAAACAAACUUUUAAAAACUGACUGGUUAUAAAUGAACCACAAAGUCCAUUAAGUUAAAAAAAAUCAUUCUUGUUAAAGAGUUUUAGUCAUCAUAGCAAAACGAUGGGAAAUUAAAUAGAAAGAUAAUUGGAUAUGUAAAUUCAUAAAGAACAAAAGACAAGGAGUUAAUUAUACUACAGAUCGGUGACACACCAUUGUUCAUUGUUAUGUGCAAAAGAAUUAAAAAUUUUCCAAACUAAAAUGUCCUGCGGUGCUUUGCUGGGACCCUGUUUUGUGUUCAUUUUUCUUUAUAACAGGUUUAGACUUAAGAGGGCAGAAGGGGCCUAACUAAUGAGGCACUGCAGACCUGGGAAGUGGUGACAGUGGGACCGUAAAUACAAGGGCUCUGACUCCAUACUGGGGAACGCAGGAGGGAAAUAGAAAGAAUUUAAUCACAGAGGACUGAAGAGGGUGCUCUUUCUCAUGGUCCAUGAACAAAAUUUGGGAACAUUCUGGAGAUGAUUAAAAGUAAUGGGAAUUUAAAUUCUUUUUCUCACAAAAACCUAGUAAGUCAAAGAAUUGGUUUAAAACACCCAAAAAUAUGUUAA
Octodon degus (degu) is the source of this 2949-nucleotide messenger RNA. It is a transcript of the gene Cpped1, whose product is annotated as calcineurin like phosphoesterase domain containing 1. The transcript is spliced from 4 exons. Lineage: Eukaryota; Metazoa; Chordata; Mammalia; Rodentia; Octodontidae. The coding region runs from base 102 to 1040 and encodes 312 amino acids. The record is from RefSeq and is a predicted model, not a curated record. Gene Ontology annotation, molecular function: hydrolase activity.